Molecule: messenger RNA, 2577 nt
Organism: Sturnus vulgaris (Common starling)
Lineage: Eukaryota; Metazoa; Chordata; Aves; Passeriformes; Sturnidae
Source: RefSeq, a predicted model, not a curated record
AUGUUGCAAGACCCCCGGGGGAAGCUGCUGAAUAGCACUUACAUCAAGCUGUGGGCAGACACGCAGAGAGAGCUGGACAUCAUGCUCCAGAGAGAGAGAGAGGAGUUCCUCCAGCCCCAGGAGGACCGGGAGAAGGUGAAGAAGAUGUUGGCCACUGCCUAUAUCCAAUACCUGGAAAUGUUCCGGCGCCUGGAGGCGGCUCACGACCACCUGAUCCACCAGCAGAAGCGGGCGGCGGUUCGGCAAGUGCUGGACGGGCUCAUGGGCCGCAUCCUGGAGAUCAAGAGAGACAUGGUGGCCCUGGAGAGCUGCGAGUGUCACUGCAUGGAUGGCAUCCUCACGGAUCUCGGGCGUGUCCCGGAAGACAUAGAAAUACCCAUCCCAAAGUAUUUUAUUAAAGAAAACCUGAGAAUCCUGCAGGAGAGGGAGCAAUACCUACAUGAGAUUCUGCUGAAUGCUGGUUUGCUAGAACAGGAACCUGUCAUGGCCAUGACACUUGAAGAAGGCAUUAAAGUGAUCCAGGUGGCAGAACGGGCUCGCCAGGGCCGUGCUCGAGCGGCAUUCAUGAGGAAAAUAUACCUUGAAGAGAAAAGACAAAGUCAAAAACAGGAGAAAGGGGCGGGUAGAAAUCCAGAUGAUGCUGCCACUUGCAUUCAAAAGGUUUGGCGUGGGUACCGUCAGCGCAUGCAAACAGAGAAACUGAGAGAGGAGGAAAUGAUAUUUCUGGGCAUGAGCCUGCCUCCUGACGUGGAGGCAAGGAUCAGUUUGCAGAAAGCAAAUGUCCUGCAAGGUGAAGUCCAGGAAAGAGAGGACUUUUCCUUCAGACAAGAGCUGAGGGAAGCAGAGGGGUCCCACAUCAAGGAAACCCUUCAGGACCAGAUCACCCAGUGCUUCGUCGAGUGCCGACAUAUCACGGGCAGGUUUCCUGACUAUCCCCCUGAGAAGACAGGCGGUUCCAAAGCUAUAUUUAUUGAAAAACAUCCAGAGCAGGUCGCUGAAGAGCUGACUGGCAAAAAGGAGGCAGUGAAAAAAGAGAAGAAGAACGGAAAAGAAGAAGACAAAGAGGCCAAACUCCAGAAGGCACAAAAAGCUGGAAAGCAAGUAGUGGAUGAAGGCUGGAAAAUGGGUCCAAGCAAUUUCCUUUCCAUACUGGAGGAAGGAAGCUCUCAGUACCAAGUCUUUUGGGAGAACAGAGAUAACAGAUCGGAUUUUCUCCAGGAUCAUGACCCAGAGCUGAUCAAAAGAGAGGAACGGGAAGAAGUGGAGGAAGAGAUCAGAGUGCAGGUCGAUGAAGUGAUGCAAGAGAAACUGCUGAAAGUCAAACAGGCUGUGGAUGGAGAGACAGGUCCUCACGGUAAAAAAGCUGGGAAAAGUGACAAGGGAAGCAAGAAGACACCUGGGAAGAAAAAAAUACCUGAGCUGGAGAGAGAUCUGACUCCUGACAGGACCAUUGAUUCCCUGUACCAGGAACUUGCAGAAGAAGGAUUGCUCAUCCAAGUCAAGAAUGUGAAUCUCUCUGACUACAUUGGUAAAGUACCCCUUUUACAGCAAACGUGGUGUCUGAUCAAACCUGCAGCCAUUCCACCUUCACUGACCCCUGUUUCUAGUCAAGGCUGAGGUCAAGAGUCACUGCACUUUGAAUAUCUAAAGCCAGGCUACUACGACUGUCUGAGGAGCAUCCUUCGUGAGACAGGUGCCCAGCCCGUGCCCUCCAUCCCAGAAGUCAGACAGCUCGUGGCACUCUAUGGAAUAUUGCCCCUGGGUUCCCAAACCGUCCAUGAGAAUGCUCCUUUGGUGAAAUCCCUGUUGCUGGCAGGACCUGCUGGUGUUGGAAAGAAAAUGUUGGUCCAUGCCAUCUGCACAGAAACAGGAGCGAACCUCUUCAACCUCACUCCUUCCAACAUUGCUGGGAAGUAUCCAGGCAGGGAUGCCCUGAUAAUGAUGCUUCACAUGAUUCUCAAGGUGGGCAAGGAACUGCAGCCUUCAGUCGUGUGGAUUGGAGACACAGAGAGAAUGUUUUCCAAAGGGGCACCAAAGGGAGAAGAUGAGGUGAACUCCAAACGCCUGGCCAAGCUCCUGCCCCAGUUCCUGAGGGCUGUGAAACCCAAGGACAGGGUGCUGCUGGUGGGGACUUCCAGCAGGCCCUUCGAUGCCAACCUGGGCCCUUUCUGCAAAGUUUACCAGAAAAUCAUUCUCGUUCCAAAGCCUGACUACCUCACAAGAUUUGCACUGUGGAAGCACUACAUCCUGCAGAGUGGUGGGACCCUCACCAAGCUACUGAACCUGAACUGCCUGGCCCAGGUGUCGGAUGGCUUCACCCAGGGCCACGUUGUGGACGUGGUGCACACUGUGCUGACUGAGCUGAGGCUGCUGCAGAUGGCCAGGAAGCCACUGAGGACUGCUGAGUUUGUCACUUCUCUGGCCAGACACGACCCAGUGUACAGAGAGGAGGAGGAAACAUUUCAGGCCUGGUAUGCCAAAACCCCACUGGGGAAAGCAUGGAGCACAGCACUGGCAGCAAAAGAAGCAGAAAAAGGAAAGAAGAAAGGAAAGAAAGGAAAGAAAGGGAAAAAGUAA